UACAGCAAUUUUGUGAUGUUACUGGUUAGACAAGAAGUGUUCAGUCUCCCAGUGAACUAUCUCUGGCUGAGCCGGAUCAGCAGGAAGUGCUGCCCGGUCCUUCGUCCUUCCAGCAGCAGCAGCAGCAGCAGGUUGAGCGCAGACGGCAGGAUGCUGCUAACAGAGAAGUCCAGUUCUCAAAUGAUUCAGGCGGUGUUGACUAGCGCCCCCACAGGCCUGGAGGGAUUCAAGGCUCACGCUGUGUUUCAGGAGAUUGCUAAAAAGCUACAGGAGGAAGGGGAGCAGUUUGUGAAGAAGAUCGGAGGUGUGUUUGCUUUUAAGGUGAAGGACGGCCCGGGUGGAAGCGAGGCUCUCUGGUUCGUGGAUGUAAAAGAGGGGAGGGGCUGCGUUCACAACGACGCGAGUAAGAAGGCAGACUGUACUAUGACCAUGACUGACUCUGACCUGCUGGCCUUGAUGACUGGGAAGAUGAACCCUCAGACGGCUUUCUUCCAGGGUAAGCUGAAGAUCACAGGGAACAUGGGCAUGGCCAUGAAGCUCCAGAACCUUCAGCUGAAGCCGGGCAAUGCCAAGCUGUGAGGGUCCAAACCCACCAUUCCGGAGUGGCAACCUAGAGAAUAGAGUCUUUUAGAGUGACUGAGCCAGAGACGGAGAAACUCACUACUUAGACAUAGUGUUUAAUCUGCACUUUGGCCUGGGACCUGUCUUCAUGAACAGUUUUAGAAGAGGAGUGCUAAUAUCAGAUUAGAGAUCUUUUUCCAAUCAAAACUAAUGAGUACCCAAUUCAUCAACAAACCAGGAUUAUGGAUCAGCACUGUUGCUUUUAGACGUGUUCUGAUGACAGGGUCUGUUCUUCUUCUAACAGGUGAAUAAUGGCAGUUAAGGAGCACAAGGUGAAGGCCUUUAAAAAAAAAAAAAAAAGAAUUGGAGCUCUUGUUAAAAAAAAAAGAUAAUUAUAAUUUGAUCCCUCUAAUUUGUACCAUAAGGGUCUGUGCCCUGUUUUAACUGGAGUGUGUAUGCUAAUAUGUGUGUUUGUUACAGGGUUUAAAAGUGUCUUCAUGCUGUUACCGGGGGAAACUGAGGGUAUAAGUGCCUGUAGUGCAUGUGUAAGAGGUGGCAGGUUAUAUAUAUUUAUGGAAUGGAGGCUCCACAACAUAAUUGGUUGGUUCAUUGACUGAUACUGUACUGUAUGUAUGUAUGUAUGUAUGUAAACAAAGGCGUGUCAUAUUUGCCCAACUGUAAUAUCAGGGUCUGAGGUUUCAAUACGUUUCUGUAGCACAAGGCAACACUUUGUUACCUGUAAGCCGUUUCCCAGAGUCUCCGUGUACAACAUUUCUGCGUUUCUGUCCACCCGAAGGCUGAAAUGUUUUUUUUUACUAAAUAAACUUUCCUCUUUCACACGAACAAA
Molecule: messenger RNA, 1408 nt
Organism: Astyanax mexicanus (Mexican tetra)
Lineage: Eukaryota; Metazoa; Chordata; Actinopteri; Characiformes; Acestrorhamphidae
Gene: scp2b
Product: sterol carrier protein 2b
Exons: 5
Coding region: 16-579 (187 amino acids)
Cellular component (GO): cytosol
Source: RefSeq, a predicted model, not a curated record